GUCGUACCUCAGCUGCUGAGUGUAGAGUCAGGGGUGUCCAUCUUCCACCGACAGGAUGAUCUCUUCAAACAGCCAAAGGCACAAGUGACUUUCUACAUCUAUUCGCCCUACUUCCACCAGGAUGUGUCCAGCUAUCUCAAGACAGCCCUGUGGUCCAAUUGUGUGGAGGAGGCCCUACAGGACUAUGCCUACGAUGCUCAGAUUGCUGGAAUGGGAUACUCGAUACAGCUGAGCGGUGGCUGUUUGAAAAUGGCACUCAGUGGUUUCAACGACAAACUUCAUGUGCUCCUGGAGGCAGUGACUGACAAGAUGGUCUCCAUGACCAGCGUGCCGGAACACAUCUUCGGCAUUAUCCUGGAUACUUUUGGAGAUGACCUUCGUAAUCAGGCCUACCAUUCGCAGCCCAUCUCGCAAGCUCAGAUGCGCUUCCAGGAUCUCCUGAACCGUGGCAGUUCGUUCCCAGCACCUGGGACAGCCCUAGAACUCUUGGAGACUCUGCCAAAGGUUCAGAGGAAUGACUUGGACAACUUGUGCCAAAGUCUCUUCGUGGACGGAGCGCAUGUUGAGGUCCUUGCCUUGGGAAAUCUCACCAGCAACGAUGCAAAGCAGCUUUCCAACAAGCUGGUCACGGGAUUGAAGCUGACCAAGCCGCUGAAAAGUGCCUUGGCGAUGCCAUGCCUGCCCUACCGGGCCGAAGCGGCCUUUCCCACGGGGAGCACCUUAUGGGAACUCGACAGCGCAGAUGUGGAUGACCCAAACCACGCGGUGAUGAUGAAGCUGCAGCUACCUGAGGGUUUGGAGGAUGAAAUGCACGUCAUGUUGUUGGACAAACUUCUGGGAGCCAAAUUCUUCGAGAUCUUGCGAACCCAGUACUUUGGUUUCGAAAAGAUGGAGGGAUUGGAGGCUGAAGUAGUCCUCGGACUUUUUUUUGUACAUCGACAUGUUUGUGUUGAUUAG
Messenger RNA from Cladocopium goreaui, 957 nucleotides. The record is from the annotation of a GenBank genome assembly. NCBI's taxonomy places the organism in Eukaryota, Dinophyceae, Suessiales, Symbiodiniaceae.